Messenger RNA from Silurus meridionalis, 2186 nucleotides. RefSeq names its product cytochrome P450 27C1 (gene cyp27c1). The coding region runs from base 356 to 1948 and encodes 530 amino acids. Gene Ontology annotation, biological process: cholesterol metabolic process; glucocorticoid biosynthetic process; cellular response to peptide hormone stimulus. NCBI's taxonomy places the organism in Eukaryota, Metazoa, Chordata, Actinopteri, Siluriformes, Siluridae. The record is from RefSeq and is a predicted model, not a curated record. The transcript has 9 exons. Gene Ontology annotation, cellular component: mitochondrial inner membrane. Gene Ontology annotation, molecular function: iron ion binding; heme binding; oxidoreductase activity, acting on paired donors, with incorporation or reduction of molecular oxygen.
UGUCUGAUUCAGGAAGGGCCCCACCGCACAACUUAUAAGGCUUAAAGGAUCUGCUGCUCUGGAUGUCACAGGUGGAGUCAGGGCUGUUGGCACGAGGUGGAUCAACACAACAUUAGUAUAUAGACUUCAGAGAUCUUUGGCAUUGCCUCUCUGCCCACACUGGAGAACUUCCUCUCGUGUGUUAGUGAUCCUGUUUCAGGUUCUUUAGUUCUUCUUCUUCUGCAGCUCUGAGACCUUUCUCUCUCUCUCUCUCUCUCUCUCUCUCUCUCUCUCUCUCUCUCUCUCUCUCCCCUCCCUUCCUCCCUUCAACUGCACUCUGUACUCCUUCCUCUCUUCUCUUCUCUUCCAACUUCUAAUGGCUCUCCGGAAAGCUCUUCUUCAUGUCAGCCGUCACUCCGCGCAGCACGACACGAGCGCGCGGGGUUUGCUGCAGCCUCGCGCGCUGCACACUUCCACGGUGCCCGAGGAAACCGCGCGAGCCGCCGCCGUAAACGCCGAGGGCGAGCUGAAGCACGCGGGUCGUGUGAAGAGCCUGAGGGAAAUGCCUGGUCCCAGCGCCAUCGGGAACCUCAUCGAGUUCUUCUACAGAGAUGGCUUCAGCCGCAUCCACGAGAUCCAGCUGGAGCACAGUCAGAAGUAUGGAAAGAUCUUUAAAUCAAGGUUUGGGCCGCAGCUGGUCGUGUCCAUAGCAGAUCGAGAUUUGGUGGCGCAAGUGCUCAGGGCUGAAGGUGUAGCACCUCAGAGAGCCAACAUGGAGUCAUGGAAAGAGUACAGAGACAUGAGAAGACGCGCCACUGGCCUCAUCUCGGCUGAGGCCGAUGAGUGGCUGAAGAUGCGCAGUGUGCUGCGGCAGCUCAUCCUGCGUCCGCGUGACGUGGCCGUAUUCUCAGACGACGUUAACAAAGUGGUUUCAGACCUGGUAGUAAAAGUGCGCAAACUGCGCAGCCAGCAACCUGACGGACUUACAGUCCUCAACGUCAACGACCUGUUCUUCAAAUUCGCCAUGGAAGGUGUGGCGUCCAUCUUAUAUGAGGCCCGUCUGGGCUGCCUGCAAGAUGAGAUUCCCAAGAUGAGUCAGGAAUACAUCGAGGCCCUCCAUCUCAUGUUUAGCUCCUUCAAAACCACCAUGUAUGCUGGCGCCAUCCCCAAAUGGCUGCGACCCAUCAUUCCCAAACCGUGGGAGGAGUUCUGCCUAUCCUGGGAUGGCCUCUUCAAAUUCAGUCAGAUCCAUGUUGACAGGAAGUUGGCAGAGAUCAAGCAGAAGUUAGAGAGGGGAGAGGAGGUGAAAGGAGGUCUGCUGACUCACAUGCUGGUCACCAAGGAAAUGAAUCUGGAGGAGAUCUAUGCCAACAUGACUGAAAUGCUCUUGGCUGGUGUGGACACGACAUCUUUCACAUUAUCAUGGAGUACAUACCUCCUGGCUAAGCAUCCCAGUGUGCAACAGCGGAUCUCAGAGGAACUGUCACGUGUACUGGGUGGACGAGUCCCGACUGCAGAUGACGUCCCUCAGCUGCCGCUCAUUAAGGGACUCGUCAAGGAGACUCUCAGGCUUUAUCCUGUUCUUCCUGGAAAUGGUCGAAUCACUCAGGAUGACCUCAUCGUGGGAGGUUAUUUCAUCCCCAAAGGGACGCAAUUGGCGCUUUGUCAUUACUCCACCUCCAUGGACGAGGAGACGUUUCCCAACGCGGAAGAGUUCCGUCCCGAGCGUUGGCUCCGUAAAGACUCUUCGGAUCGAGUGGAGAACUUUGGCUCCAUUCCCUUUGGCUACGGCAUCAGGAGCUGCAUCGGCAAGAGGAUAGCAGAACUUGAGAUGUACUUGAGUCUCAUUCAGCUCCUUCAGAAGUUCCGCAUCGAGAUGACUCCUCUCACAGGCGAUGUCCAAGCCAAAACGCACGGCUUGUUGUGUCCUGCAGCUCCCAUCGAUGUCUGCUUUAUCGACCGUGUAUAAACAAACAUCUCCCCCUUAAUGUACAUAUGUCUCCGAAAACUGGAAUAUGUGUUGUUACAUUAGUUUUGAUUUGUUUUGUUGCUAUAAUGUACUUUUUUCCCAUUUAAAUGUACCUUUGAUCUAGUGCUAUAAAAACACUGGUAAUCUGCAUCAUUGUUCAAAUUAUCCUGUUUUUUUAAGUUGUAUAGGAAAAUCUUGAUUUGCAUAAAAUAUGAAUAAAAAAACCAAUCUGAUAAUA